Aspergillus heteromorphus CBS 117.55 is the source of this 1950-nucleotide messenger RNA. Its product is annotated as S53 family peptidase. Gene Ontology annotation, molecular function: tripeptidyl-peptidase activity; serine-type endopeptidase activity. Lineage: Eukaryota; Fungi; Ascomycota; Eurotiomycetes; Eurotiales; Aspergillaceae. Gene Ontology annotation, biological process: proteolysis. Bases 1 to 1791 code for a protein of 596 amino acids. The transcript has 5 exons. The record is from RefSeq and is a predicted model, not a curated record.
AUGCGUUCCUCCGGCCUCUACGCCGCCCUUCUGGGCUCCCUGGCCGCGUCCACCCACGCCAUCGUCCAUGAGAAGCUGGCUGCCGUGCCCUUCGGCUGGCACCACGUCGAGGAUGCCGGCGACAGCCACCAGAUCAGCCUGUCGAUCGCACUGGCUCGCCAGAACCUGGACCAGCUCGAGUCCAAGCUCAAGGCCGUGUCGACCCCCGGGGCCGCCCAGUACGGCCAGUGGCUGGACCAGGAAGACGUCGACACGCUGUUCCCCGUCGCCAGCGACAAGGCCGUGAUCGAGUGGCUGCGCAGUGCCAACAUCACGCACAUUGCGCGGCAGGGCAGUCUGGUCAACUUCGCCGCCACCGUUGGGCAGGUCAACCAGCUGCUCAACACGACGUUCGCCUACUACCAGAGUGGACGGUCCCAGCGGCUGCGCACGACCGAGUACUCCAUCCCGACUGACCUGGCCAAGUCGAUCGACCUGAUCUCGCCGACGACCUUCUUCGGCAAGGAGAACACCAACGCGGGUCUGGCCGAGCGGGCAUACAAGCUCGACAAGCACGCGGCGCACAAGCGCUCCAACAGCUCGUCGUGCGCGGAGUACAUCACCCUGUCGUGCCUGAAGGAGAUGUACAACUUCGGCAACUACACGCCCAGCGCCUCGUCCGGCAGCAAGGUGGCCUUCUCCAGCUUCCUGAACGAGUCCGCCUCGUACUCCGAUCUGGCUGCCUUUGAAAGCCUGUACGGCAUUCCGUCUCAGGGAUUCGCCGUCGAGCUGAUCAACGGCGGCGUCAACGACCAGAAUGCCUCCACGGCGGAGAUCUCCGAGGCCAACCUGGAUGCUGAGCUGAUGAUCGGCGUGUCGCACCCCCUGCCGGUGACUGAGUUCAUCACCGCUGGUGUUCCUCCCUUCAUCCCCGAUCCCGACGAGCCGACCACCGCCGACAACGAGAAUGAGCCCUACCUGCAGUACUACGAGUACCUGCUGUCGAAGCCCAACUCGGCCCUCCCCAACGUCAUCUCCAACUCCUACGGCGAUGACGAGCAGACCGUCCCCGAAUACUACGCCAAGCGCGUGUGUAACCUGAUCGGCCUCGUCGGCCUCCGCGGCAUCAGUGUCCUGGAAUCGUCCGGUGACGAAGGAAUCGGCUCCGCCUGCAGAGCAGGAGACGGCACCAACCGACCUCAAUUCCAGCCCAUCUUCCCGGCUACUUGUCCCUACGUGACCGCCGUCGGCGGCACACAAUCCUACGCGCCCGAGAUUGCCUGGACGGGCAGCUCCGGCGGUUUCAGCAACUACUUCGAGCGGGCGUGGUUCCAGCGCGAGGCCGUGUCGAACUACCUUGCGAACCACAUCAGCGACAGCACGAAGGAGUAUUACUCGCACUAUGCGAAUUUCUCGGGCCGCGGGUUCCCCGAUGUGGCGGCGCAUAGUUAUACGCCUGGAUACAUCAUCGUCUACUACGACGAACUCUACAGCACGGGCGGCACCUCCGCCGCCAGCCCGGUCUUCUCGGCUCUCAUCGGCCUGCUCAACGACGCGCGCCUGCGCGCCGGAAAGCCAACGCUCGGAUACCUGAACCCCCUGCUUUACAGCGAGGGAUACAAGGCCCUCAAGGAUGUGACGCUGGGUCAGUCGAUCGGGUGCAAUGGGACGGAUCCCCAGAGUGGGGAGACGGUUCCCGGCGCGGGCAUCAUCCCGUAUGCGCACUGGAAUGCCACCGUGGGGUGGGAUCCGGUGACGGGGCUCGGACUGCCGGAUUUCGAGAAGUUGAAGGAGUUGGUGCUUGCUCUGUAAUUGUGGGUGAUUGAUUUUGUUUGAGUGGGGUGGAUAGGAGGGGGUUGAUGUUGAUGUUGAUGUUGAUGUUGAUGUUGAUAUGUUUGAUGUGUGUAUAUAUAUGAUGUGAUGAGAUGGCCAAUGAAUAAUUAUGCCGCUAUUGAAGAGCUGAUCUUGAUG